AUGAAGUUGAUACGCAAGUAUCAUGUUAUUCCCUAUGAAAACGGAUUUGCCCUAGAGUCUGCGAAGCGGUUCCUAGAAACUAUCCUAUCGGACGCUAGCCUGGAUGCCAGUACGAAAUGCCGAUUCUAUCAAGACAUGCUUUAUCGUAUACGUAAUCAUAGUGAUAUGCCUAUUGUUAAUGACGAAAUGAUGUCGAUUGUGCGCGAAAACUAUAAUCUACACUCUGCACUAACUACAGCAAAUGAAAUCAUGAAGGAUGAGGUGAAAAGGGAAGAAGGAAUGGAGCAAGAGGUUGUGAAAAAGGAAGAAGAAGAAGUGGAUUCAACAAAGACAGAGCCUACUAUCGAAGAAACGUUUGGCAAGUACGAGCAGCAUGAGAUUAACCCAAAGGCACUAAAAAAGGAACUGAAAGAUGAAAAAUUUUUGCCAUAUACGACUACAGUUCCCGUAAAGAAGGAAAUCUUGCCACCAAAAGUCAUUCAAGAUACCCCACAAUCCCCGAAAAUUGCUCAAACUGUGCCAGAUUCACACAAUGUUGGACCAAUGCACAACUAUCGUGGCUUUCCCGACUAUCGUUAUCUACCCUACAAGGCUCCCAUGAAGAAAAGACGUAUUUCACAACAAACACCAAAUAGAGGAGUGAAGAGAAAGGCUGAAGAUGAUGGUCCAGAAGAGGGAAGGAAACGAGGAAAGUGGGGUAUUUCAACGAUAAAUGGUUUAAAAAAGGAGAACGUAAAAGCCUCGGCGUCGUCGAGAAAAAAAAAUAAGAAGAAGAAUGGAGUAAAGAAAGAAGAUGGAGACAUGAAACCCAAGAAAAGGGGGGUGGAGCAUAAAGGGGAGGACUACCGUAUAAUCAAGAAGGAGAUUAAGUCAGAAGACGUCAAACCGGUCAAGAAGGAGAUUAAGUCAGAAGACUUCAAACAAGUGAAGAGCGAGAUCAAGUAUGAAGAGGACAAACCUACAGUUAAGGCUGAGACCUUUAUUAAACCUAUUGUUAGACGUAAGAUUAAAAAAUAUCCGAAACGGCAAGACGAAAAAUCCACAUCAAGACGUGAGGCUAACAAUAGAAGCAAUAUUCAACUACCCCAAAAGUCCAAAAAACGCGAAAUCAAAGACAAUGGAACCAUUUGGCAAAAAAUAAAGAAGGAACCUGACCAUGUGACAAGCGACCCCGUCCGUGGUGAGCCAAAAAAAAACGUCCGUGGUGAGCCAAAAAAAAAGUACAUGAAAUUGGAAAAGAAGAGAAGGGUGCCAAAGAAAAAGCAAGGUGUUAUGAAUGCACGAAAACGUAAAUUAGACUCUACGAUACCCGAUUCCACCAGCACGGAACCUCCUUCCAAACGUCGUGUUAUUCGAGGCUCGGGUGCGGCUCCUCCUGGUUCCCGAAUUUAUUGCAGGCUCUGGAAAUUUUAA
This is a messenger RNA of Caenorhabditis remanei, 1413 nucleotides long. RefSeq lists its product as uncharacterized. Lineage: Eukaryota; Metazoa; Nematoda; Chromadorea; Rhabditida; Rhabditidae. Bases 1 to 1413 code for a protein of 470 amino acids. The transcript has a single exon. The record is from RefSeq and is a predicted model, not a curated record.